Molecule: messenger RNA, 2745 nt
Organism: Talaromyces rugulosus
Lineage: Eukaryota; Fungi; Ascomycota; Eurotiomycetes; Eurotiales; Trichocomaceae
Exons: 6
Biological process (GO): endoplasmic reticulum to Golgi vesicle-mediated transport; retrograde vesicle-mediated transport, Golgi to endoplasmic reticulum; intra-Golgi vesicle-mediated transport
Cellular component (GO): COPI vesicle coat
Molecular function (GO): protein binding; structural molecule activity
Source: RefSeq, a predicted model, not a curated record
GGCUCUAUACACUGCGGUGCAUUGCAUCUGACCGCGCCCGUUCUCACGGGCACACCCCCGACACCCCUAGCCACACCCACACUCAACCACCAUGCGGCUCGAUAUCAAGGUGCGUCCUUCGUCGCUAACAAAACUACGCUACCCUCUCAGGCAUUGGGGCGCUGCAGUUUUGUGCAGUUACAUGGGCAUUCGCUGAUUUUACUUUUAUUAUUGCAGAGACAACUCUUUGCCCGCUCUGAGCGAGUCAAGGGCAUCGAUUUCCAUCCCACCGAGCCAUGGAUCUUGACCACCUUGUACAGCGGCCACGUCUACAUCUGGUCCUACGAAACACAGUCGAUCAUCAAAACGUUCGAACUUACCGAUGUGCCCGUGCGCGCUGGUCGCUUCAUCGCUCGAAAGAACUGGAUUGUGUGUGGUAGCGAUGAUUUCCAAUUGCGCGUGUACAACUACAACACAUCCGAGAAGAUCACUUCGUUUGAAGCCCACCCUGACUACAUCCGAUCGAUCGCCGUUCACCCCACACAGCCUUUCGUCAUCACCGGUUCCGAUGACAUGACAAUCAGGUUGUGGGAUUGGGAAAAAGGCUGGAAGUGUGUCCAGGUUUUCGAGGGUCACAGCCACUAUGUCAUGGGGCUCUCAAUCAACCCAAAGGACACCAACACAUUUGCCUCUGCUUGCUUGGAUCGGACGGUCAAAAUCUGGAAUCUCGGCUCGGGACAUGCCAAUUUUACGCUUGAGGCUCAUGAAACAAAGGGUGUGAACAGCGUCGACUACUACGGACAAGCCGACAAGCCUUACCUGUUGACGACCUCGGAUGACAAAACGGUCAAGGUUUGGGAUUACACCACCAAGGCAUUGAUUGCCACAUUAGAGGGACACACAAGCAAUGUCUCCUUUGCCUGCUAUCACCCGGAACUCCCCGUCAUUAUUUCAGGUUCCGAGGAUGGAACGAUCAAAGUCUGGCACGCCAACACAUACCGCCUGGAACAGUCCCUUAAUUAUGGACUUGAACGGGCAUGGUGUGUUAGCUACCAGAGAGGUCGUCAGGGCAUUGCGAUGGGUUUCGAUGAUGGUGCCGUUGUGGUGAAGAUGGGCAGAGAAGAACCUGCAGUGUCUAUGGACACCUCCGGAAAAGUCAUUUUCUCUCGACACAGUGAAGUGGUUUCAACAGUGAUCAAAGGUGGCGAGGAACUGAAAGAUGGCUCUCCCCUCUCCCUACCUUCUAAGGAGCUGGGAUCAUGUGAAAUUUACCCCCAGACUCUGGAUCACUCUCCGAAUGGCCGCUUUGUUUCGGUUUGCGGUGACGGCGAGUACAUCAUAUACACGGCUCUUGCAUGGCGUAACAAGGCAUUUGGUCAGGCUUUGGAUUUCGCUUGGGGCUCCAAAGACAACAGUAAUGACUACGCCAUUCGGGAAUCCGCCACUAGUGUCAAGAUUUUCAAGAACUUCAAAGAAAAGAGUGGUGGUCUGGACGUUGGUUUCCAGGCUGAAGGUCUGUCCGGUGGUGUUCUUCUCGGUGUGAAGGGACAGGGUGGUAUUGGCUUGUUUGACUGGGAAACCGGUAGCCUCGUUCGUCGCAUUGAGGUUGAGCCGCGUGAGGUAUAUUGGUCUGAGUCUGGCGAGCUGGUGGCUCUUGCCUGCGAGGACACUUGCUACAUUCUACGGUUUUCUCGGGAGAAUUAUGUCAACGGCCUGAACGCUGGUGAGGCCGACGAAGAUGGAGUUGAAUCGGCGUUUGAGGUUGUUACAGACAUUAGCGAGACAGUCCGGACGGGAGAAUGGGUUGGCGAUUGUUUUAUCUACACAAACUCAACAAACCGUCUAAACUACUUGGUUGGUGAUCAGACGUACACUAUUUCCCACUUUGACCAACCCAUGUACGUGCUUGGGUAUCUCCCUCGAGAUGGGCGAAUCUAUCUUGCCGACAAAGAUGUUGGCGUUGUGUCUUUUGCUCUCUCGCUGUCUGUGGUUGAGUAUCAAACCCUGGUUCUUCGAGGCGACAUGGACUCGGCGGCUGAAUUGCUGCCCGAUAUUCCUUCUGAACAGAUGAACAAGAUUGCUCGCUUUUUGGAAGGGCAAGGGUUCAAGGAACUCGCUCUCGAAGUGUCCCCGGACUCGGAACACCGGUUCGACCUGUCGCUUGCGCUUAACCGCCUCGACAUCGCUCUCGAGCUAGCCCGCGCUGCGGAUGUCGAGCACAAGUGGAAGACGGUUGGUGACGCAGCUCUGACGACCUGGGAUCUGGGACUGGCGCAAGAAUGCUUUACCCACGCCAAGGACCUCGGCUCUUUACUGUUGCUCUACACCUCUAGCUCCAACGCGGCCGGACUUCGGUCACUCGCAGAGCAGGCCUCAGCUGCUGGCUUACACAAUGUGGCCUUCUCGGCCCUGUGGACUGUUGGAGACAUUGACGGCUGCGCUGAUCUCUUGGUCCAAACGAACCGUCUUGCCGAGGCCGUGCUCUUUGCGCAGACAUACAAGCCAUCCAAGGCGCCGAGCCUGGUCUUGCAGUGGAAGGAGUCUCUUGAGAAAGGCGGCAAACCCAAGGUUGCUCGUCUCAUUGGAGUGCCCCCCGGUGCGGACGAUGGUACUACUACAGAUGAUGACCUUUUCCCCGAGUGGGAGGAAUACCUGCGCCUGGAGAAAGAAGGACCACCUGAGCCUCCUUCUUCCGAAUCCUUGAUUGACGUAGGGGGAGAGGGCGAGGCAGUAAACGGAGCAGCCGAGGUUGAAGCCGAAGCGUAA